AUGGAUCAGGCCAUCUACAUUUCUAGUGACGGCGAGCCCGACGACGAUCAAUCCGCCUUCUCUGAGGACGACGAUUUCCAGGAACAGCUAGCAGCGGACGAUUGGUUUGCUGCCUACCUUGACACAGGGAUCACUGAGGAAGGCCUCCCAGGUCGACCUCCCAAAAGGCAAAGAGUCCAUGGUCCAGAAGACGCUAUCGACGGAAUCCUUUCUACUAACCCACUUGCAUCCCGGGGCCUUGAAUAUCCAGGGUAUCCACAGGCUGCGACUUCGAUGGCACCGGCAACUGACGGCACCGUUGCACUGUUCGCCCAAGUCCUGGAGAUGUUUCCUGACAUCAGCCAUGCCUACGUUCUAGGUCUGAUGGGUAAACACAAGGUGGCUUUGGGACCCGAUGCAGGUCAGACCCGGGGGUUCAAUUUGGCGAUAGCCAGAGAUGCUAUCUAUGAAGAGAUUCUCGGACAGAAAUCAUACCCUAAACAAGACAACGAGAAUAGCAAACGGAAAAGGGAAGAAUCUGAGGACGAGGAUAUAUGGAAGAGCGGUUCGCUAAAUGCAAACAACAGUCAUGGAUAUUGCGAGGCAGCGGCUGCCCUCCUGGCAAUCGAGUUUCCGUGGAUCCCAAUGAGCCACAUCAGGAAAGUCCUCAGCGCCAAGGAACGUCUGUACCAUGCAUUUAUAGCGCUUUACUCUGACGACAAGGUUCAGUAUGUGAAGUUGAAGAGCCAAAGGAGUACGAAUUCUCCCAAGAAAUACAACCCUCUUCGUGAUACUCUGGCACAAGAGCUCAAUGCAGCGAAGAAGCAGGUAGGAAAACUGCAGACCACUUUGCGCAAGAAAAAGGAGGAAGAGGAGGCGGAAAAGGCCAACGAGGAGGAACACAUUCGAACAGGCAAUACUAUCGAGUGUCAGUGCUGCUACAGCGACGCCCCGGCAAAUCGUUGCCUUCCCUGUGAUGGGGAUGGCCUUCAUUUCUUUUGCUUUACGUGCCUCCGCAGAUCGGCCGAGAACCAAAUUGGUAUGAUGAAAUACACGAUUCAAUGUUUCGACGUCGGCGGCUGUCAAGCCCGAUUUGAGCGUUCACAGCUCAGGGAGGUUUUGGGCUCAUCGAUCAUGGAAAAACUGGAUUCCCUUCAACAAGAAGACGAGAUUCGACUCGCCGGUCUGGACGGUCUUGAGGACUGCCCCUUUUGCUCUUACAAGGCCGUCUUGCCCUCCGUGGAAGAAGACCGGGAAUUCCGCUGCGAAAACUCUUCCUGCAAAGUGGUUAGCUGUCGUCUAUGCAAGGCGAAGAGUCACAUACCUCUGACCUGCGAUGAGUUCCGAAAAGACAAGGGACUCUCCGAGAGGCACCAGGUCGAAGAAGCCAUGAGUAAUGCUCUGAUACGGAAGUGCCCCAAAUGCCAGAUCCAAAUCAUCAAGGAGUAUGGAUGCAACAAAAUGCAUUGCACGAAUUGUCAUACUCUGAUGUGCUAUCUAUGUCAGAAGGAUAUUACCAAGGAAGGAUACGAUCAUUUCGGACGCGGAACUUGUCUCCAAGACGACACGCGUGCACAAGACCGUGAACACAGAGAGAUUCAGAAAGCUGAGCGGGAGGCGAUUGAUAAGAUUCUAGCAGAGAACCCCGAUAUAACCGAGGAGCAGAUUCGAGUGGGCCACGAAAAACCAAACGUCUCGAGGGACCCUCAGCUGCACCCAGCAGCUCACAUGCGAGAUGUACUGAGAGCGAUGAGGGCGGAAAUGGCCGCUCAACAACCUCAGCAGCACCAGCAUGCUAACCAUGCCCUUCCCCCCCAAGCACAUUUCCAAGUUUACCCUCGGCCAGCUCCCUAUGUCCCAUACCCUAUGAAUUAUGGAGGGUUCAUACCGCAUCCGCACCGUCCUGAUAUCAAUGCUCCCCGUGCAAUGGCCGUACCUGGAGUACCCGACAGACGACCAGCCCAACCGAUCGGGGCCCAACCGUACCGCAGGAUUGCCGCCGCCGAUAACUAUAUACAGAACGUCCAGAACCCCCCCGCAUUCCAGCCUCAGCAACGACUACCUCAGGAUCCAACUGCAGAUUUUCGCCCUGAUUUUUACGGCCCCUUUUGA
This is a messenger RNA of Aspergillus mulundensis, 2091 nucleotides long. Its product is annotated as E3 ubiquitin-protein ligase RNF216. The transcript has 3 exons. Gene Ontology annotation, molecular function: zinc ion binding. NCBI's taxonomy places the organism in Eukaryota, Fungi, Ascomycota, Eurotiomycetes, Eurotiales, Aspergillaceae. Bases 1 to 2091 code for a protein of 696 amino acids. The record is from RefSeq and is a predicted model, not a curated record.